This is a messenger RNA of Solea solea (common sole), 1411 nucleotides long. RefSeq names its product solute carrier family 25 member 40 (gene slc25a40). Gene Ontology annotation, biological process: mitochondrial transmembrane transport. The coding region runs from base 265 to 1305 and encodes 346 amino acids. The transcript has 10 exons. Lineage: Eukaryota; Metazoa; Chordata; Actinopteri; Pleuronectiformes; Soleidae. The record is from RefSeq and is a predicted model, not a curated record.
UUCGUGUUACGUGCAUGUGUUUGAGUUUUAUUGUAUGUAAUCUAAAAUUUAAAAAGUGAAGAAUCUGCUUCACUUAAACCAAUAUGACGCAACAACGUGUGUGUUUGUUGUGUAAAUGGUGAUAUCGAGGGUUACAUAGCACACGCGUACGGGUUUAUCUCUUAUUCACGUCUGGACUCUGUAGAACACUAACUCACAAAACUCGAGAAGAAUUUAUAGUUUCAUGGAAGACUUCAUGGAUGACAAGAAGUUUUAGCAGACAUCAUGAGUGGCCAGAGAUCUACCCCUGCAGCCAGCGAUGACAUUGCCCCUCUCCAGCAGAUGGUGGCGUCCUGCUCUGGAGCCAUCCUCACGUCAUUGUUUGUCACACCUCUGGAUGUUGUGAAGAUCAGACUUCAAGCUCAGAAGAACCCCUUCCCCAAAGGUAAAUGCUUCGUCUACUGCAAUGGACUGAUGGACCACAUAUGUGUGUGUGUAAAUGGAAACACAAAGGCCUGGUACAAAGCCCCCGGUCACUUCAGUGGCACCCUGGAUGCCUUCGUUAACAUUGUACACCAUGAAGGAAUAAAGUCACUAUGGAGUGGUUUACCUCCAACCCUUGUAAUGGCAGUCCCAGCUACAGUGAUCUACUUCACAUGUUACGACCAGCUGUGUGCAGCACUCAGGGUCAGGAUGGGCACCUAUGCUGACGAGGCUCCUCUCCUGGCUGGACCCACUGCUAGAUUGGGAGCAGCAACAAUGAUCAGCCCUCUGGAGCUGAUACGCACGAAGCUGCAGUCUCAGAAACAGUCGUACAGGGAGCUGACCGCCUGCAUACGCUCAGCAGUGGUGACCGAGGGCUGGCUGUCGCUGUGGAGAGGUUUGGGACCCACGCUGCUCCGGGACGUGCCCUUCUCAGCCAUUUACUGGUACAGCUACGAAAGGGGCAAGAAGUGGCUGUGUGAACGACACAACGCCAGAGAACCCACAUUCACCAUCGCCUUCAUAUCUGGAGCAGUGUCUGGCUCAAUUGCAUCCAUCGUAACAUUACCAUUUGAUGUGGUGAAAACAAGAAGGCAGGUGGAGCUGGGAGAGCUGCAAGCAAAGAAUUUGUCAUGUAAGGUCUCAUCCAGCACCUUCAGUUUGAUGAGAAGGAUUGUGACACAGGAAGGCUUUAGCAGACUGUUAGCAGGUUUUUUCCCCAGAUUGAUCAAAGUGGCUCCGGCCUGUGCUAUUAUGAUCAGCACUUAUGAGUUUGGCAAGGCCUUUUUCCGCAAGCACAACCAAGAGAAGACGCUCAGUCUGCUACAGACCACUAACACCUGAAGGUUUUCCACUCACCUCUCUCCAACUCAAAUGACUACUGCUAGAAGAAGCUAAUUUUCCAAAUGAAAAAAAAAGAAGCAGAAUGGAAAAUAAAAAAUAAACUACC